GUUUGCCUGCAAUGAGAUUUCAUUCUCUACAUUUAAAGGACCUCCUUUCUGAGCUGCUGUGAAUAAAUUUGGAAUGAUACUAUAUAUUUUCAACUAAUGGCGAAUUAGCUGUGUCUUGAAUAAGGAUUGCCGUACUGGACCACUUCAGAACAUUACUCACAAUGUCAUCAAGCAGGAGUCAGAAUCCCCAUGGACUGAAGCAGAUUGGCCUUGACCAGAUCUGGGACGACCUUCGAGCUGGAAUCCAGCAAGUCUAUACCAGACAAAGUAUGGCCAAGUCCCGAUACAUGGAACUCUACACUCAUGUUUAUAACUACUGUACUAGCGUACACCAGUCGAACCAAGCCCGGGGAGCUGGAGUUCCUCCUUCUAAGUCAAAAAAGGGACAGACGCCUGGAGGAGCCCAGUUUGUUGGCUUGGAAUUGUACAAACGACUUAAGGAAUUUUUGAAGAAUUACUUGACAAAUCUUCUUAAGGAUGGAGAAGAUUUGAUGGAUGAGAGUGUACUAAAGUUCUACACUCAGCAAUGGGAAGAUUACCGAUUUUCAAGCAAAGUGCUUAAUGGAAUUUGUGCCUACCUCAAUAGACAUUGGGUUCGCCGUGAAUGUGAUGAAGGACGAAAAGGAAUAUAUGAAAUCUAUUCACUUGCAUUGGUGACUUGGAGAGAUUGUCUAUUCAGGCCAUUGAAUAAACAGGUAACAAAUGCUGUUUUAAAACUGAUUGAAAAGGAAAGAAAUGGUGAAACCAUCAAUACAAGACUGAUUAGUGGAGUUGUACAGUCUUAUGUGGAAUUGGGGCUGAAUGAAGAUGAUGCAUUUGCAAAGGGCCCUACGUUAACAGUGUAUAAAGAAUCCUUUGAAUCUCAAUUUUUGGCUGACACAGAAAGAUUUUAUACCAGAGAGAGUACUGAAUUCUUGCAGCAGAACCCAGUUACUGAAUAUAUGAAAAAGGCAGAGGCUCGUCUGCUGGAGGAGCAGAGGAGAGUCCAGGUAUAUCUGCAUGAGAGCACACAGGAUGAGCUGGCCCGGAAGUGUGAGCAGGUCCUCAUUGAGAAGCACCUGGAAAUCUUUCACACAGAGUUCCAGAACUUACUGGAUGCUGACAAGAACGAAGAUUUGGGGCGCAUGUAUAAUCUUGUAUCUCGAAUCCAGGAUGGCCUGGGAGAAUUGAAAAAGCUGCUGGAGACACACAUUCAUAAUCAAGGUCUUGCAGCAAUAGAGAAGUGUGGAGAAGCUGCUCUGAACGACCCCAAAAUGUAUGUACAGACAGUGCUGGAUGUUCAUAAAAAAUACAAUGCUCUGGUGAUGUCAGCCUUCAACAAUGACGCCGGCUUUGUGGCUGCACUGGAUAAAGCUUGCGGUCGCUUCAUCAACAACAAUGCAGUCACCAAAAUGGCUCAGUCGUCCAGUAAAUCUCCUGAGUUGCUGGCUCGAUACUGUGAUUCCUUGUUGAAGAAAAGUUCCAAGAACCCAGAAGAGGCGGAACUAGAAGACACACUCAAUCAAGUGAUGGUUGUCUUCAAGUACAUCGAGGACAAAGAUGUGUUCCAGAAGUUCUAUGCAAAGAUGUUGGCCAAGAGGCUGGUGCACCAGAACAGCGCUAGUGAUGAUGCCGAGGCCAGCAUGAUCUCCAAGCUGAAGCAAGCUUGUGGUUUUGAGUAUACCUCCAAACUCCAGCGGAUGUUUCAAGACAUUGGCGUAAGCAAAGACUUGAAUGAGCAGUUCAAAAAGCACCUGACGAAUUCGGAACCCCUGGACCUGGAUUUUAGUAUCCAGGUCCUGAGCUCCGGGUCAUGGCCCUUCCAGCAGUCAUGCACAUUCGCCUUGCCGUCUGAGUUGGAACGCAGUUAUCAGCGAUUCACAGCUUUCUACGCUAGUCGUCAUAGCGGCAGGAAAUUGACCUGGUUAUAUCAGCUGUCCAAGGGAGAACUGGUAACUAACUGCUUCAAAAACAGAUACACCUUGCAGGCGUCCACGUUCCAGAUGGCAAUCCUGCUGCAGUACAACUCAGAGGAUGCCUACACUGUGCAACAGCUGACAGACAGCACCCAGAUCAAAAUGGACAUUUUGGCACAAGUCCUACAGAUUCUAUUGAAGUCGAAAUUACUGGUCUUGGAAGACGAAAAUGCAAAUGUUGAUGAGGUGGAAUUGAAGCCAGACACUUUAAUAAAAUUGUAUCUCGGUUAUAAAAAUAAGAAGUUAAGAGUUAACAUCAACGUGCCAAUGAAAACUGAGCAGAAGCAGGAGCAGGAAACCACACACAAAAACAUUGAGGAGGACCGCAAACUCCUGAUCCAGGCAGCCAUUGUGCGCAUCAUGAAGAUGCGUAAGGUCCUGAAGCACCAGCAGCUCCUCGGUGAGGUCCUCACGCAGCUGUCCUCCAGGUUCAAGCCCCGGGUUCCGGUGAUCAAGAAAUGCAUUGACAUUCUGAUCGAGAAGGAGUAUUUGGAGCGAGUGGAUGGAGAGAAGGACACCUACAGUUACUUGGCCUAACGCUUGUGGAGGGGCUGAGCUCAACCCAGCAGGUCAGCCAGCAGGAGAGCUCAUCAUGCCUGCUGCCACGCGGACCACCCUUUUUAACCCUGGCCUUGGCCUCCCAGCAGAACUGCUCAGGACUGAUACAUUUCAAGUCUGUACAUACGGACACCGUCGCCAUUUAACCUAAUUUAAGAACAGAGGGGCUGACCCUUCGUGCGAGGGCUGCAUGCUACUGCAUCUAAAUCAAUACAUUGGCCACCUGUUCGAAGCUGUCGUCGGGCAGCGCCUGCAAUGUCAGCAGCACUUUGAGAGGAAGUCUGAAUGGACCCACGUGUAAUCUGCUAUGGAAACCAUUUGUAUAGUGUGUUUCAUUUUUUAAUGUGUGAAAAUAAAGAAAAUUAAAGGAUUUCUGUAC
Messenger RNA from Fukomys damarensis (Damara mole-rat), 2892 nucleotides. RefSeq names its product cullin 1 (gene Cul1). The record is from RefSeq and is a predicted model, not a curated record. The transcript is spliced from 21 exons. Lineage: Eukaryota; Metazoa; Chordata; Mammalia; Rodentia; Bathyergidae. The coding region runs from base 162 to 2492 and encodes 776 amino acids. Gene Ontology annotation, biological process: SCF-dependent proteasomal ubiquitin-dependent protein catabolic process; protein ubiquitination. Gene Ontology annotation, cellular component: SCF ubiquitin ligase complex. Gene Ontology annotation, molecular function: ubiquitin protein ligase binding.